This is a messenger RNA of Dendrobium catenatum, 771 nucleotides long. RefSeq names its product importin subunit beta-1-like. NCBI's taxonomy places the organism in Eukaryota, Viridiplantae, Streptophyta, Magnoliopsida, Asparagales, Orchidaceae. The transcript has 2 exons. Bases 50 to 460 code for a protein of 136 amino acids. The record is from RefSeq and is a predicted model, not a curated record.
CAUCGCCCUUGCCAUUGGAGAGAAUUUUGAGAAGUAUGUACCAUAUGUCAUGCCAAUGCUUCAGGGGGCUGCAGAGCUCUGCGCUAAUUUGGAUGACAACGAUGAAGAAAUGCUUGAAUAUGGAAAUCAAUUGAGACGAGGCAUCUUCGAAGCAUAUUCUGGUAUUCUCCAAGGAUUCAAAACUUCAAAGGCAGAGCUGAUGAUGCCUUUUGCUAAUCAUCUUCUGCAGUUCACAGAAGCUGUAUUCAUAGAGUCAAACAGGGAUGAUGCGGUAACAAAGGCUGCAGUUGCGGUGAUCGGCGAUCUCGCCGAUACGCUUGGUCCCAGCAUCAAAAUCUUGCUUAAAAAUGCUAAUUUCCACGUUAAUUUCUUGGGAGAGUGUUUCAGUUCCGAGGAUGAUCAGUUGAAGGAGACUGCCUUGUGGACACAGGGAAUGAUUGGACGGGUACUGGCUUCUUAAAUAUUCCAUUCUUGCAGUCUGUAUCUUUUGCUAUUUUUAUGAUUUUCCCUUGCUAGGUAAGUUGAGGGUCCCAAUGUCUAUUAGUAUAUAUUAAAUCGUGUAGAAAAUGACGAUCGUGUCUGUGCAGGUGCGACUUGCACCUGUCAUUUCCUUUGCUGGAGUGCACUUGGUCAAUGGCAUCAGUAAGCACUCCUAUGGUUCCUGGCUAUUAUUUUCUUUUCUUUUUUUUGGCUGUUCUCUUUUAGGAAUUUAAUGGAGAUUAUGGUUAUUUUGAACUCCGACAAGGUAUUCUUCCACAGAUUUGUGGUUGC